Trichoderma asperellum CBS 433.97 is the source of this 2454-nucleotide messenger RNA. RefSeq lists its product as uncharacterized. Lineage: Eukaryota; Fungi; Ascomycota; Sordariomycetes; Hypocreales; Hypocreaceae. The record is from RefSeq and is a predicted model, not a curated record. Gene Ontology annotation, molecular function: ATP binding; methionine-tRNA ligase activity. Gene Ontology annotation, biological process: methionyl-tRNA aminoacylation.
AUGGUCUUGGCGGAUGUCAUCAAGCGUUGGCAGCAGAUUAAAGGUAAAGAAGCGUUUUUGUGCACGGGAACAGAUGAGCAUGGAAUGAAGAUUCAGAGAGCUGCGCUGAAGCAUGGAAUGGAGCCAAAGGAGUUUUGCGACGGCAACUCAAAUAAAUUUCGGGAAUUAGUGGCGGCUGCCAAUAUUUCCAAUGACUUCUUCAUCCGAACGACUGACCAAGAACACAAGGACGCGGUAGCAGAAUUCUGGCUACACUUGAAGCACUCUACCCCUGAGAGUUUGGGUCUAUAUAAGGGUUCCCACGAAGGUUGGUACUGUGUCAGUGAUGAGUGUUUCUAUCCUGAAGACUUGGUGCGGCCUAGCAUUGCGCCUCAGACUGGAAAGAAGAUUAUGGUCAGCACUGAGACGGACAACGAGGUGGAAUGGGUCAAGGAAGAGACUUGGUUUUUCCCAUUAACGAAAUACAAAGACGCUCUGUUGAAGCUCUAUGACGAGAAUCCCGGUUGGAUCAAGCCUGCCCAUCGAAUGGCUGAAGCGAGAGAAUGGAUUGAGAACCAUCUUGAAGACUUAUCAGUUACAAGACCGGCUUCCAGGCUCAACUGGGGAGUAUCUGACCCCGAGGAUAAAAGUCAGACCAUAUAUGUUUGGGUAGAUGCUCUUAUCAAUUACAUAACCAAAGCUGGAUACGGAAGCAAAUGGCACACGGCAAAAGACGAUAUGGGAAUCUGGCCGGCCGACCUGCAGGUGAUCGGAAAAGACAUUUUGCGUUUUCACACAAUUUACUGGCCCGCUUUGCUCAUGGCCCUUGGAUUGCCCGUCUCAAAGGGUUAUCUUUGCCACAACCACUGGACCAUGUCCAACCGCAAGAUGUCCAAGUCACUGGGCAAUGUUGUGAACCCAUUCUUCGCCAUUCAGCGAUGGGGCAUCGACCCCCUGCGAUAUUUCCUUAUGCGCAACGCAACCUUUCACAAGGACAUGAGCUACUCUAACCAGCUGAUUGGCACCGUCUAUAUGAAGGAGCUGCAGGCAAACAUUGGUAACCUUUUCUACAGAAUCGCAAAGCCAAAGUCGUCAGUUAGGUGGUCGACCCUGGAAGCUGUGACGGCCUUUCGCGAUGGACAUUUGAACGCUUGGGCCGAGAAACACAACUCAAAUGAUUCCGAGGCAAUCUACUUCAGCUUAGAAAGCCACUUGUCCGAAAGUCCCAAGACUUUUUGCAAAGAAAUGGACGAGUAUGAUACAAGUGCCGCGAUUCGCGUAGUUUUCGAGCUGCUUAGAGAGACAAACCGCUACGUUUCGGAUACCAAGCCCUGGGAUUUAGUCAAGAAUCAAGACCCAGAGUCUCGUGUACUCUUAAACUGGGUAAUCUUCAACAGCGCAGAAGCAUUGCGCAUUGCUGGCAUCCUGCUCCAGCCCAUUAUGCCAACAAAGGCAUCAGAGUUGCUGGAUGCUUUGGGAGUCCGGCCUGAUAGACGAACCCUUGAGUUUGCUGCCAAAGGCAAGGACGCCGACUAUGGCACUGAAUCUAAGCCCGCAGAGCCGGUGCCUCGUAUGAGCAAGUGGGACACGCUGUUCCCUCCAACUGCCAGCGCAGAUCUCUCCGAUGAUGAGCUGCUAGAGCACCUCAGGGUUGCGUUACUGGAUAAGACUAGAAACAAGAUGAAUCAGAUGGCUGAGCUGCUGGCCAUGGAGGCGCGCAUGGGAGAGGAGGCCGUCGCUAAGCUACUGGCCGAAACACAUGCAGCCAAAGUUGCUGUCUCAACGAGUAAAGUUUUACUGGUUCCAUAUGAAGCCCACCAGGUGCUCACAUAUCAUGGCUGGAUGAAAGAUCCUGCUAUACAAGAGGCGACUGCAUCAGAACCCAUGACCUUGGAGGAAGAAUAUGAGAACCAGCAAUCGUGGCGGACGUCUCAUGAUAAAUUGACCUUUAUUGUCUGCGAGCCGUUAAGUGGAGAGCAACGAAGUGAUGAUGCACGGGUGAUUACAGCCAGAGUCGAUGACUCGCCAGACAAAAUGAAGGGAGACGUCAAUUUUUUCUUAUACCUGGACGACGACGACGAUGAAGAUGGUGCUGAGCAGCGAGAUGGCAGCCAUAUACGGCUGAUGGGCGAAAUAGACGUCAUGAUAGCCGGGCAACAGCAUCGCGGAAAAGGCACAGGAGAAGCAGCAGUGCGCACAAUACUGGCGUAUAUACGGAGCAAUUUGACUGGUAUACUACAGGAGUAUGCGCAAGGCGAGAAUUUAGACGGGGACAAGAUACAGCUGGUCGGUUUGAUGGCGAAGAUUAAGGAAGAUAAUACGGGGAGUAGAGGGUUGUUUAAGAAGCUUGGCUUCAGACAAGAGGGAGAGGCGAAUUAUUUUGGAGAGGUGAAGAUGGUUAUGAGUUGGGAGGAAGUUGAGGGCAUGGGCAUUGUGGAUGGAUUAGAGUAUGAAGAAGUAGCAUAUAUGGCGUGA